Chaetura pelagica (chimney swift) is the source of this 1134-nucleotide messenger RNA. It is a transcript of the gene CEP43, whose product is annotated as FGFR1 oncogene partner. Gene Ontology annotation, cellular component: centrosome. Bases 1 to 1134 code for a protein of 377 amino acids. The transcript is spliced from 12 exons. Gene Ontology annotation, molecular function: protein binding. The record is from RefSeq and is a predicted model, not a curated record. Gene Ontology annotation, biological process: microtubule anchoring. Lineage: Eukaryota; Metazoa; Chordata; Aves; Apodiformes; Apodidae.
AUGGUAACACUCAUGUUUGAAAACAAUCUGAAGUUUCUGAGGAAGAAGCAACCUGAAGGGUUUGAGUCACGAGUAUCCCAGGCAGGACUUGGUUCACGUUUUCUCAGUCCUACGGCAGAGUUGCGAGCAGCUGUUUUUUUGGCACUAGAAGAACAAGAGAAAGUAGAGAACAAAGCACCUCUUGUAAAUGAAAGCUUGAAAAGUUUUUUAGGUACGAAAGAUGGUCGCUUGGUAGCAGGUCUUGUUGCAGAAUUUCUACGCUUUUUCAAUCUCGAUUUUACAUUGGCUGUUUUUCAGCCUGAAUCAAGCACACUAAAUGGCCUUGAUGAUCGAGAAAACUUAGCUCAAGAUUUGGGAAUUGGAGAGCCAGAAGGUACUGUGAGUGGUCCCCUGUUGUUGGAGGUUGUUAGAAAAUGUCAGCGGAAAAAGAUUUCAGGCAGUGGAGAAGGUCCAGUUCUAAGUGACAGCCUGUGCCCCAAAUCGAAAUCAUCUGGUGGAAGAUCAAGUACACAACCUAUACCAAAUAAGGCGACUGAAACCACUCAAAGUGAUACAAGUAUCUCAUCAGGGGAAACAAGCAAAAGAAGUAUUCAUUUUCUGCCUAAUGAAACAAAACUAGAUCCUCAACUAGAAAACAAAGACUUAAAUACCAAAGAAAAAAGUGAUCCAGAUGUGGAUGAAGAUGAUGUAGAGGGAGAUUCUUUUUUCGAUGAUCCUAUACCCAAGCCAGAAAGAACUUAUGGCUGGAAAAUGGAAGCUAAUAAGACAGGAGGUCUAGCAUCCCUUUCUGAUGCACCACCUCUUAAAAGCGGGUUAAGCUCCCUGACUGGUGCACCUUCACUAAAGGAGUCUGAAAAUUUGAAUAGAAGCUCUGUUUUGAAAGACCUGCGGUUGGUGAAUGCAAAACUGGGAUCGCUAGAAUUAGGAAAUGGAGAUGAUGAUGAGUAUGCUGAUGACUUCAACAGUGCUAGUCAUCGCUCAGAAAAAAGUGAUAUCAGUAUUGGUGAAGAAAUAGAUGAAAUUUCUGUAGAAACAGAAGCGUCGAAUGCCAGUGAUAAACUUGAAGGCAUCACGCAAGACCUUACCGUUUCCCAGCUAAGUGAUGUUGCAGAUUAUCUGGAAGAUAUGGCAUAG